GUCGUCAUGAUGCUUGUUGGUCUUUCAGCCUUUGCCCUGUUUGGCGUGUUCCUGUUCCAGCGCGACAUGGUGUACCCAGCAGGCUUCCCUGCCAACUCUCGGACGCGGGUAAGUUGCGAUAUACAAGGGAUGCAGUAAUGACCUGCACAUUUGCAACACCGCCCAACUAAACCUAGACGUCUUUAGGUCUCACUACCCUCUCAGUUCGGCAUGCCCAACUUUGACGACCUCCGGCUGGAGACGUCCGACAAGGUGGUGAUCCGCGGGUAUCUGAUUAAACGCGAGACAGACGAGGAAACCAAACGCGCACCAACGGUUCUGUACCUCCACGCCAACGCCGGCAACAUGGGCCACCGCCUGCCCAUCGCCAAGGUCCUGUACGAUAAGCUGAAGUGCAAUGUUUUCAUGCUAUCGUACCGUGGCUACGGGCUCUCUGACGGACAGCCGUUUGAGGCUGGUAUUAAGACCGAUGCCCUGACGGCGCUGCAGUUCCUGCGCUCCAACCCGCUGACAGCCAACACAAAGAUUGUCGCCUUCGGGCAGUCACUGGGCGGCGCCGUGGCCAUCGAUCUCGUGUCAAGCAAUCAGGACGAGUUUGUCGGUCUGAUGCUCGAGAACACGUUCUUGUCGAUUCCCAAGCUGAUUCCCAGCGUUAUGCCGCUGCUGCGCUACCUGACCUUCCUGAGCUGGGAGAAAUGGAACUCGGAGCAGGCUAUCCGCAAGGUUGCUGGCGUGCCAAUCCUGUUCUUGUCUGGGCUGCGGGACGAUUUGGUGCCGCCGCCGCAGAUGCGCAAGCUUUUUGAGCUGGCCAGCCGUGAGGAGAAGAACCCGGUCACAUGGGAGGAGUUCGAGAAUGGCUCGCACAAUGAUACUUGCGGGCAGGAAGGGUAUUUUGAGAAGAUAGCUGCGUGGUGGGAGGCCCAUGUCGUGGCUGCUGACCCGUAUGUGCCGACGGGCCGGCUCAGCGGAAUGGGCACCAAGGAUAUCAUCGAGCGCAGCAACGGCACCCGCGAGAUCAUCGACAAGGAUGAGCACCCGGCUGAGCCGGCUGAGGAGAAACCAGGCCAUGCCAAAAAGGACGAUUAGAUUUUCAGCAUGUUUUAGUAUUGCGAAUUAACGGCUUCGUUUUUUUU
This is a messenger RNA of Linderina pennispora, 1133 nucleotides long. RefSeq names its product alpha/beta-hydrolase. The record is from RefSeq and is a predicted model, not a curated record. The coding region runs from base 211 to 1086 and encodes 291 amino acids. Gene Ontology annotation, molecular function: palmitoyl-(protein) hydrolase activity. The transcript has a single exon. Lineage: Eukaryota; Fungi; Kickxellomycota; Kickxellomycetes; Kickxellales; Kickxellaceae. Gene Ontology annotation, cellular component: membrane.